Messenger RNA from Thamnophis elegans (Western terrestrial garter snake), 4440 nucleotides. RefSeq names its product phosphatidylserine decarboxylase (gene PISD). The transcript is spliced from 8 exons. The coding region runs from base 1597 to 2808 and encodes 403 amino acids. Gene Ontology annotation, biological process: phosphatidylethanolamine biosynthetic process. The record is from RefSeq and is a predicted model, not a curated record. Gene Ontology annotation, cellular component: mitochondrion. Gene Ontology annotation, molecular function: phosphatidylserine decarboxylase activity. Lineage: Eukaryota; Metazoa; Chordata; Lepidosauria; Squamata; Natricidae.
GACAUCACACACAUCAACAUUUUGACAAAGACAUUGUAGAAGACAUUCACAGUAGUGAAAAAUCAGGAAUCCAAUAACAUCUUUUUCAACUAUGAUGUGUAGAUCUGUAUCUUCUACUUAUUACCAUAUCAACAUUGUUUAUUAUGAGUCAUCGAAUUGUUAUCAACUCUUUAGCAACCAGAGUUAGAUUUUCACCAGGAGAACCUAGGUGACCUCAUGGCCACUGUAACCACCAAGUCCAUUCUCCUUGCUACCGGUUGUUGUCUUCUUCUUUUUCACCUUUCCCAGCAUCAGAUCUUUUCCAGAGAGCUGGGUCUUCACAUAAGGGAUCUAGUCAUUUGUUCUUUGAGGGAAAACACUGGAUCCAUUUUGUAUGAUGAUCCGUCCAUUUGUUUUCUUGUCUGUUGUAUUCUCAGGAGUCUUCUCGAACAUGAAAAGGUUCAAUAUUCUAUUCUUCUUGCUUAUUCAAAGUCCAUCUUUCACUUUUACAUGGUGUCACAGGGAAUACCUCAGCAUCUGUGAUUCUGUAGGUAGAGGCAUCCGAACAUUUGAAUAUCUUUUCCAAGACUUUCAUAACUGCUUUAUGGCAUCUUUUGACCGUUGGUUAUUUGUCUGAUGAUGGUGGACCCUAAAAGACAAAAACUCUCUACCGCUUCAAGAUCUCCCUGAACAGCUCCAAGUGUCCACCCCAACUCUAGACCACCACAGGCAAUAGGUCUCUGCCCAAAUGGCCACCACCAAGAUUUUGGCCACCCAGGGCCCGCAGAGGCACUCAAUCAGGUCAUCUUCUCCAGUGGUGGCCACGGCUUCUCUGGCCAACAAAGAGCUCUUCCUUUUUUUCUUUCCUACAGCAGCAAGCCCUGAAGUCCUUGAGUAAUUUAUAAAAACAAUAAAGAUGGGAUAUAUGUGCAUAAAAUAAUAAGUAACAAAUAAAUUGAGUUCCACCAGCAUCCCAUUUGCAGGUGAAUCUCUUAUGAAAAAACACUAAAAUAUAUUCAGUGUUUUUUUUCUUUUUAGUGCUAUGUGUGGGAUAUAUGCAUAAUUUUGUAUUUAUUUAUUUAGUCAUGCUUAUGUAGUGUAUAUAUUGGAGGCGGAGACCCUUUAAGAGCUUUACGCAAUGAAAUUUCACUUUAAUGUACGCUGAUUAGUGUACAUUCAAAGUGACAAUAAAGUUAUUCUAAGUCUAAGUCAAAUUAUGAAAAAAUCCUAAUUGAUAUGGUUAUCGAUCCGCAGAGGUCCUCACGUAUAUAUUAGAUAGUUAUAACGAUGUCAUAAACAAUUGUAUGUCAUAAGUGUAUGUGCGUGUGUAUAGCCAUAACCAUAUAAAAUAUAACUCUCUCUCUCUCUCGCUUUAUAGCGACGGGCAGGAACGGGCCACUUCCACAGCGCAACCCCCCAGGCUGAAGAAGAUGGCCGUUGUGAUCCGGCGGAGAGAGGCGUGGCUCCAGCCGCGGCGGCCCUCUUCGGAUCGGCCUACCUCACGGGGCGGGCGUGAGGAGGAGGAGGAGGAGGACGGAGCGCGGCCACCCUGAGGCUCGCACUAUCGUCGUGGUCGGUGGCGGCGCGGGAGAACGCGGGCUCCUCAGCAGCGGCAAGAUGGCGGUGGCGGUGGCGAGGGCGGCCCAGCGGGUGGGCGGCAGCAGAUUUGUCCUGUGGCAUGGGAACCUCCCAGUGAAGAAAAGAUUAUUUUCGAAGCAGCUGGUUUCCCCAGCCUUCUUUGCAGGGCAGAGACCCCUGCACACCGGACCUCUGAAUGUGGUGCUGCGCAUCCGUCCACUGCAUCUUUUUGUGGCUACAGGCACAGGAUAUGUGGGAUACAAGCAAUAUGAGAAGCACAAGGACAAGGAUCUUGAAAAGUUGGGUGUGGAGGUGGCCCCCCAAAUUGCAAGUGAAUGGGAAGUCUCUUUGUACAAGUCAGUUCCAACCCGCCUGCUCUCCCGUGCGUGGGGCCGGCUGAACAACGUGGAGCUGCCCACCUGGCUGCGGAAGCCCGUCCUCAGCCUCUACAUCUGGACCUUUGGGGUGAACAUGAAGGAGGCAGCCGUGGAGGACCUCCAUCACUACCGGAACCUGAGUGAAUUUUUCCGACGGAAGCUGAAACCCCAAGUGCGGCCUGUCUGCGACCGGCACAGCGUGAUCAGUCCUUCGGAUGGAAAGAUCCUCAGUUUUGGACAGGUGAAGAACUGUGAAGUGGAACAAGUCAAAGGCAUCACUUAUUCUCUCGAGUCCUUCCUGGGUCCCCAUGCCAGUCACGAGAACUGCCAAAAUAAUCCAACUUCCUGUUGCGAGUCCUUCCAAAAACAGCUGGUCACAAAAGACAGCAACGAGCUCUUCCAUUGUGUGAUAUACCUGUCCCCCGGAGACUACCACUGCUUCCACUCACCCACCGACUGGAAGGUCUCUCAUCGGCGUCACUUCCCAGGUGCCCUGAUGUCUGUGAACCCCGGCGUAGCCCGUUGGAUCAAGGAACUCUUCUGCCAUAAUGAGCGGGUUGUCCUGUCGGGCUACUGGAAACACGGCUUCUUUUCCUUGACAGCCGUGGGAGCUCAGAAUGUGGGCUCCAUCCGCAUUUACUGCGAUCAGAAGCUGCAGACCAACAGCCCUCGCUACAGCAAAGGCUCAUUCAAUGACUUCAGCUUUGUAACCCACAAGGACCAUGAAGGCAUUCCCAUGAGGAAAGGAGAACAUUUAGGCGAAUUUAAUUUAGGCUCAACAAUUGUUCUGAUCUUUGAGGCGCCCAAAGAUUUCAACUUCUACUUGAAGCCUGGCCAGAAAAUCCGCUUUGGGGAGGCUCUGGGGUCCCUCUGAGGUCUGGGUGCUCGGAGGGGAGGGGCUUUUCUAUGGACAGGGACUCCGUUCAUACAAGGAAGCCGUUCGGUGUGGUGGAGUAUUGCUCAGCAGGACCUGAGUGAAGAGAAUGAGUCCUUAGUCUCAACCGGGGGGGGGGGGGGGGGGGGCGCUAGCCUCAUCAGGAGGGUUGCGGAUUGAUGGGGGACCGUGGCCCUUAAGAGCAUGGAUCAGGUGGCUUUUCUUCCCUCGGGGCUCCGGAAUGACGGCAGCUUCUCCCUCUUGCUCAAUACGCAGCCUGCCUUUGUGCCGCUUCUCAAGCUCUGCACAGAGAUGCUGUAAGCUCUGCAGCCAAGAGGAAGAGGAAAGGCAGAAGGAAGCUCUCUCCUUUAAAGGGACAGGAUACAACUGGCCUCAUUACAUUCAAGUUUACAUACACCCAUUUUUCAGUCCAAUCCUAGAGAAGAGGGAGGGCUAAACAAAAAAAAUGCAGCUUGAAUUUCGAUUAAGAAACCAGCUAAAAUCUAGUUCUCUCCCUUUAAAGCAGAGGUUUGAGCUGUCCAACAUCAAGUCUGUGUUCAGUGUUUCACUUGUUCAGCAUUUGGAUUGGAGGAGCCCAGCUGGUCUCUUCCUCCAACUUCUAAAAUGGUCUUGCGGUGCCCUUCACUUUUUCUGUGUUGCACGGGGGAGAUCAGUUCUCCUUUCUUGAACCUGGCUUGCCAAAACGCACCCCAGUCCCACUGCAAGGCACGAGUUUCCUUCUCUUCCCUCCCCUCUGUGCAGGGAAGUGGCCGGUGGACUCUGCCCAGCACUACUAAAAAAACACCCUUAGGAAUAUUAAAUAAUUCUCAUCUCUUCUCCUAUGAACUAACGUCUAAUUCUCUGCUGGAGCUAGUCAAGGAGGCGGCUGAGAAGGAAGCAGAAUUGAUCACGCUAAAUUCUCCCCAUCGCCCUAAAAUAUCAUUUAUAGGCUUUAGACUUUGGGGUGAUGCCACAUCACCCCAAAUCUGCCUCUCUCUUUUUUAAUGGCCAGUAGUUUUAGGAGACACCCAGGCUGUAGCUAAAUAUAGGACAGGACUUGAUCACAGUAGUGUCCUAUUUUGUCUAUGACGAGGGCCUUUUUCUGUGGCUGUGAGGGAUGAAAGGCCAGAAAGUGGGUCCUUUGUGAUGGCUGGUCCCUUCCUUCCUUAAUGCAGAAGUGAAGUCCUUAACCAGAAAACAGCUCUUCCAUCCUCCAACAUUAUCCUGUACUCUGCUGCCAUUGGGAGACAAAAUGACAGACAGCUGUGCCUUGCUCUAUCAGUGGAGAGGAAUCACUUGCUUCUCUUUGCUUGCAUUGCAGUACAACUCUGGGCCUUCUGUUUUCUGGUUGCUCUGACUCUGCUGUAGAGGAGCCCCUUCAGUUGGUCUCCGUUGUCAGAAAGCAGUUCAGGGCCAGGUCCCGUGAAGCGGUGGGGGGGGGGGGGUGUCACCCAAACCCUAAACAAACGGGAGUGGGUUUCUUGGUGACGCUGUGAAUUUCUCCAACAUGGAGAAUCCUUUUAUUUUUCAACUGUAUCAGUAGCACAGUAUUUUUGUAUGUCAAAAUGUACAAAUUAAGACAUUAACUCAUUAAUGGCAAAUGUUUUAAAGUAAAAAUAAGAACUGACUGUG